CUUGACGCGGCCGGGAAUAAAGGGAGAAAACUACCGUUGAAAGACCUGAUCAUCCAACCGCAGAACACGCCGAGGAUCAACACGCGUAGUGGAAGUAGAAGCAGGGGAGUGGAUGGAGGUCGAAGGAAUAAUGGCAAUCGUUGUACUAGCAGCAACUGUAGCAGCAGUUCCUCCGCCACAGAGUCCUCUUCUUCCGCAAACACUAUCUACUCCGGCUCAGCGGAGAGUGUGCGUUCCUUUCUCCGCGAAUUGUCGGUCCGGACCCUGGGGUACGAUUUAUUGCGAGCGCAGCAGGAGCGAGCCGUCGGAACUACAGCGAGGGCUAGAACAGG
Messenger RNA from Amoebophrya sp. A120, 332 nucleotides. The record is from the annotation of a GenBank genome assembly. NCBI's taxonomy places the organism in Eukaryota, Dinophyceae, Syndiniales, Amoebophryaceae.